AUGGCGUCCCGGCUCGGUGGUGUUGAAGACAAGUUAGUGGUACCUGCUCGUGGGCAGAUUGUGGUGGUCCGGAAUGAUGCGGGCAAAAUGGUUGCUAUAUCCGGGACUGAUGAUGGAGAUGAUGAAAUCUGUUACGUUAUGACCAGGGCUGCAGGUGGUGGUACUGUCCUCGGAGGCUCCUAUCAGAAGGGUAACUGGGAUUCUCAGGUUGAUCCAAACCUUGCUGUCAGAAUUAUGAAAAGGGCGGUCGAGUUAUGCCCAUCGCUGACUGGCGGAAAAGGGAUUGAACAUCUUGAUAUCCUAAGGCACGGAGUAGGGUUGAGACCAGUACGCGAAGGGGGAACGAGGGUGGAGAAGGAGCGCAUCGGCGAUACAUGGGUAGUUCACAAUUACGGCGCGGGUGGAGCUGGUUAUCAGUCGUCAUUUGGGUGUGCUCAAGCUGCUGUGGACCUUGUCGAGGAAGCAUUGCAUACGAACGCAAAACUGUAG
Molecule: messenger RNA, 489 nt
Organism: Aspergillus udagawae
Lineage: Eukaryota; Fungi; Ascomycota; Eurotiomycetes; Eurotiales; Aspergillaceae
Product: FAD-dependent oxidoreductase
Exons: 1
Coding region: 1-489 (162 amino acids)
Molecular function (GO): D-amino-acid oxidase activity; FAD binding
Source: RefSeq, a predicted model, not a curated record